UACAAACAACAGCCCUACGUACUAUCAAUUGAUAUCUUUCACAAUAGGAAAUGGCUGCUACGGAAGGAUAUCCGCUUCUCUGCCUAGAGAAUCCCCUGCUGGAUAUUCAGGGAGUCGGGGAUGCCGCCAUGCUAGAGAAAUAUGGUCUGAAAGCCAACGAUGCCAUUCUUGCAGAGGAGAAGCAUAUGGGUCUCUUUGAGGACCUCAUCCAAAACCGAAAUGCCAAGUUGAUCGCAGGAGGGGCUGCGCAGAACACUGCUCGCGGUGCUCAGUACAUUCUUCCACCAAACUCGGUUCUUUAUAUCGGCUGCGUGGGCAAGGACAAGUACGCAGAUAUCCUCCAAGAAGCCUGCGACAAGGCCGGCCUGCGAACAGAGUAUCGCGUUGACGAAUCCCAACCCACCGGCCGCUGCGGUGUCAUCAUCACAGGCCACGAGCGAAGCCUCUGCACCCAUCUUGCUGCUUCUAACGAGUACAAGUUGGAACACUUGAAGCAGCCACAUAUCUGGUCCCUGGUUGACAAGGCUAAGGUGUACUAUGUUGGCGGUUACCAUUUGACUGUCUGCGUACCGGCUAUCCUGGCAUUGGCUGAAGAGGCCUCUGCAAAGAACAAGAUCUUCAUGCUUUCUCUCUCGGCCCCGUUCAUCCCUCAAUUCUUCAAAGAGCAGCUCGACUCCGUCUUCCCAUACACAGACUAUGUCCUAGGCAACGAGGAGGAGGCGCUGUCGUUUGCCAAAUCUCAUGGAUGGGAAAUUUCCGACGUCCAAGAAAUCGCCAAAAAGAUGGCUACAUUGUCUAAGAAGAACACCAAUCGCCACCGAACCGUCAUCAUCACCCAAGGAACCGACCCUACGAUUUCUGCUGUUGCUGAUGCUGAUGGAAAUGUUCAAGUUAAACUGACACCGGUCCAUGCCAUCUCGAAACAUGAGAUCAAUGACACAAACGGUGCUGGCGAUGCCUUCGCUGGUGGCUUCUGCGCCGGUAUCGUGGGGGGCAAGAGCGUCGACGAAAGCAUCGAUAUGGGCCAUUGGCUUGCCGGACUCAGUAUUCGAGAAUUGGGCCCAUCCUAUCCAUUCCCGAAACAAGUUUAUAAACCCUCAUAG
Messenger RNA from Histoplasma capsulatum G186AR, 1103 nucleotides. Its product is annotated as adenosine kinase. Bases 51 to 1103 code for a protein of 350 amino acids. Gene Ontology annotation, cellular component: cytosol; nucleus. Gene Ontology annotation, biological process: purine ribonucleoside salvage. Gene Ontology annotation, molecular function: adenosine kinase activity. The record is from RefSeq and is a predicted model, not a curated record. The transcript is spliced from 7 exons. Lineage: Eukaryota; Fungi; Ascomycota; Eurotiomycetes; Onygenales; Ajellomycetaceae.